AUGGUUUGGUGGCUCAUCAAGUAUCCGAAGAAGAAAAUAAAGCUAAAUAAAAUAAAAUCACUUCUGAAUGCCUAUUACUAUCUUGUCCUCAAUGGAGCUGAUGGGGGAAACAAGUUGUCAAGAUUGCAGACAAGCUUGCACUUAAUGCGCCUAAACGUUACACCCUCUAUGCUCCAGGCUCCAGCUGCAGCUUAUAUAAAGCUAGCCAAGAUUGCAGAGCUUGCACGUGCGAAUUUCAAUGGAAGGUGCAUUUCCAAUAAGUGCAUCUACAGAAUUGAAUACGUUAGCGGUAAUUCCAGUGGUAAUGUAUUGACAGAUAGGCUAACCAUUACACAUGGCUCUGGUACAUUUGUCAAACACCUUUACAUUUUCGGAUGUGGCACUAACAAUUCUGCAGACGAGAUUGAUGGCGUUACUGGAUUAAUGGGUCUUAAUCGAAAUCCGUCAUCUUUUAUAUCUCAAACUUCCCAAGAAUACUUCUCUUAUUGUUUUCCUUCAUCUUAUAGCUCAACUGGAUAUAUAACCUUCGGCAAAACGGAUGACUAUAUCAAAAACAAGUUCAUCAAAUUCACUCCAUUAUCCACUACAUCCCAACAAUCGCCGUUUUACGAUAUUAUUGUGACCGGAAUUACUGUCGCCGGAAAAAAACUACCCGUAGCGAGUUCAGAGUAUUCUAAAUCAGGUGCAUUUAUUGAUUCGGGAUCAACCUUCACGACCCUUCCAACAUCCAUUUACGUGGCUCUGAGAUCAGCUUUCCGUAAGCAAAUGUCAAAAUAUAAGAUGAUAAAACCAGUGAAGAGUGAAGAUAUUGAUACUUGUUAUGAUUUUAGCAGUUACGAUACAGUUGUAAUACCAAAGAUUUCUAUCUUCUUCAAAGGCGAGGUUGAAUUGGAUCUGGAUGUGAAGGGAAUUAUGAUCGUAUUUAAAAAUGAUUUAAGUCAGGUGUGUUUAGCUUUUCAGCCGAAUACUGAUGACCCUUAUAUUAUCUUGGGGAACAAUCAGUUGAGGGCAAUAGAGGUGCACCAUGAUGUUGCUGGAGGGAGACUUGGGUUUGGUCCCGGUGGUUGUAGCUGA
Pistacia vera is the source of this 1074-nucleotide messenger RNA. Its product is annotated as aspartyl protease family protein At5g10770-like. Gene Ontology annotation, biological process: proteolysis. NCBI's taxonomy places the organism in Eukaryota, Viridiplantae, Streptophyta, Magnoliopsida, Sapindales, Anacardiaceae. Gene Ontology annotation, molecular function: aspartic-type endopeptidase activity. The transcript has 2 exons. The record is from RefSeq and is a predicted model, not a curated record. Bases 1 to 1074 code for a protein of 357 amino acids.